This is a messenger RNA of Penicillium verhagenii, 1170 nucleotides long. Its product is annotated as putative endo-1,4-beta-glucanase. Gene Ontology annotation, molecular function: cellulose binding. Gene Ontology annotation, cellular component: extracellular region. Bases 1 to 1170 code for a protein of 389 amino acids. The record is from RefSeq and is a predicted model, not a curated record. The transcript has 2 exons. Gene Ontology annotation, biological process: carbohydrate metabolic process. Lineage: Eukaryota; Fungi; Ascomycota; Eurotiomycetes; Eurotiales; Aspergillaceae.
AUGAUGCAGGUCAUCACACCACUCUUUCUGGCCAGUUUGGUCGCCGGUCACGGCCAUAUCACAAACAUUGUCAUCAAUGGUGUAUCUUACGAUGGAUGGGAUAUUGACACUUUUCCAUAUGAGUCUGAUCCUCCGAAUGUGGUUGCGUGGGGUACACCAAACACCGGAAAUGGCUUCAUAUCUCCAGAUGCAUAUGGCUCUUCUGAUAUCAUCUGUCAUGAAAAUGCCACUAAUGCCAAGGGAUAUGCAACUAUUGCGGCUGGAGACAAGGUCAAUCUUCAAUGGACCGCCUGGCCAAGCUCUCACCAUGGACCAGUUAUCACCUAUCUCGCCAAUUGCGGAGACUCGUGCGAGACAGUGGACAAAACGACUCUCGAAUUCUUCAAAAUCAGUGGAGUGGGAUUGAUCAGCGACACGGACGUCCCGGGAACCUGGGGUGACGAUCAAUUGAUUGCUAAUAACAACAGCUGGCUGGUUGAGAUUCCACCAACCAUUGAAGCCGGUUACUAUGUACUGAGAAAUGAGAUCAUUGCACUCCACAGUGCAGAGGAGUCGGAUGGUGCCCAAAACUACCCUCAGUGUUUUAACUUGCACGUUACAGGCUCUGGGACGGAAAGUCCAACAGGUGUUCUUGGAACCGAUCUAUAUAGCGCCACUGAUGCCGGUAUCUUGGUCAACAUUUAUUCAUCUCUGUCCACCUAUGAUGUUCCUGGGCCCACCCUUUACAGCGGUGCUGUUUCGGUCACGCAGGCUACCUCUGUCAUCACUUCAACUGGCACUGCAACAACGGGGUCAGGCGAUAGUUCCCAGGCUACAACCUCGGUCGCUGCAGCUGUCACAAGCUCCUCCAUCUCUACUUCCACCAGCCCAUCCAGUGUUGUACCUACCACAACCUCAUUCAGCACGAGUGCUGAGGUAGAUGUAUCUGACACAGCGACUCCAGUCGAAGUGCAGUCCACCAGCUCGACUACAGUGCUCGCAACCACCCCCGCUAGUACCAUCACUACCGCCCCUACGAGUACCAGCGUCACAGCUGCCGGGGGCUCGGCGCAAUCUUUAUAUGGACAGUGUGGAGGUGUUAACUGGACAGGUGCUACUGCAUGCACAACUCAGGCUGUCUGCAGUUCGAUGAAUCCCUAUUAUUACCAGUGCGUCGCAAGUGCUGCUUAA